AAGGCUUCCGCUCCUAACAACCUCGCGAAAGUCCCAAAAAAUGACCAAAUUUUUUGUACUCCUUUUUCUCCUCCUCCUCCGGAGCUCCACUCAGGAUUCCACCCGGAACACGCUAUCUGCCGUUCACGUCGAGCUCACUAGCUACGGCUUCCCAAUCGGUCUUCUUCCCACUUCCAUUCAAAACUACACCCUUAAUCGGACGUCCGGGGACUUCUCGCUCGACUUCGGCGACUCGUGCAGGGUUACGCUUCCUCCGGACAAUUACUUGGCAACCUACUCUAAGAAGAUCACCGGAAAGAUUGUCCAUGGUCACAUAGCCGAUCUGGACGGGAUCAGGGUACGGGCUUUAUUCAAGUGGUGGUCCAUAACCGGAAUCCGCUCCAACGACGAUAACUUGGUGUUUGAGGUCGGUAUGGUCACUGCUAAGUAUCCCUCGAAGAACUUCGACGAGAGUCCAGACUGUGAAAGCAGUCAUUCUGCUUCAUGAGGGCUUAUAUAUGCAGCAUGGUCGAAUAAAUUUGGCACAUAGUCUUUCCCUUCCACGAGUUAGGGAGUACUUAGUAUAUGUAAUGAUUUGUUAUGUAAGAUUACAUCCUAUUGUUUGAACUGUGAGGCAGAAUGCUUCUUAUGUAUCCACCUUUCUUAGUUUUACAUAUAUGUGUAUAUA
This is a messenger RNA of Tripterygium wilfordii, 667 nucleotides long. RefSeq lists its product as uncharacterized. The transcript has 2 exons. The record is from RefSeq and is a predicted model, not a curated record. The coding region runs from base 41 to 487 and encodes 148 amino acids. Lineage: Eukaryota; Viridiplantae; Streptophyta; Magnoliopsida; Celastrales; Celastraceae.